Molecule: messenger RNA, 1338 nt
Organism: Emericellopsis atlantica
Lineage: Eukaryota; Fungi; Ascomycota; Sordariomycetes; Hypocreales; Bionectriaceae
Exons: 3
Coding region: 279-1082 (267 amino acids)
Cellular component (GO): cytoplasm; membrane
Source: RefSeq, a predicted model, not a curated record
UGGCUCCAGCUCCGCCCAGCGUCCGGCCUAAGUCCAGUCGCGAGUCCGACCCGCCUCGUCACGUCUGGUCCCAAGCCCAUCCCCAUCCACCCAGACCCAGGCCUUGGUCCCUCCAUUCCAGUGUCAGACAUCAUCGUCACCAACACCCCCCAGCGGCCCUUCGUCACAGCGCAACGACGAUUCUCACGGCCUUGGACGGACGAUUGUAACGGUCGACUCAUACCGCCUAUCCUGCCCACAGCUGCGACCGCGCGACGACAACGAAACAGCCAGCGACCAUGUCGGUCAAGUUCGAGAAGACGACGGAGGAGACGGUCAAGGCCGCGCAGAAUGUCAUGUCGGGCGCCGAGGGCGGCCACCUGCCAGGCACCAGCGGCAAGCACCCCGUCGCCGCUGCGAUCGGCACCGCCUUGACGGGCGGCAAGGACAUGGCGGGCGUCAAGGGCUAUCUCGCGGCAUACAUCAAGCAGAUUGAGGAGAACCCGCUGCGGACCAAGAUGCUGACGGCCGGCACCCUGGCCGGUGCGCAGGAGCUGAUUGCGUCCUUCUUGGCCAAGGACCGCAACAAGCACGGCAACUACUUCACCUCGCGCGUGCCCAAGAUGGCGGCGUACGGUGCGCUCAUCAGCGCGCCCCUGGGUCACUUUCUCAUCUGGCUGCUCCAGCUGACCUUCCGCGGACGCACCAGUCUCAAGGCCAAGAUCAUGCAGAUCGUGGUCAGCAACUUGAUUAUUGCGCCGAUCCAAAACAGCAUCUACCUGGUCGCCAUGGCCCUGAUUGCUGGCGCUAGGACGUACCACCAGGUGCGCGCCACCGUCAAGGUCGGCUUCUGGAAGGUGAUGCGCGUCUCGUGGAUCACCUCGCCCAUCUGCCUGGCCUUUGCGCAGAAGUUCCUGCCCGACCAGCUCUGGGUCCCCUUCUUCAACAUUGUGUCGUUUAUCAUCGGCACCUACAUCAACACCGUCACCAAGAAGAAGCGUCUCGCAGCGCUCCGCAAGAAGCACUUUGGUGACAACCGCAACAGCGGCAUGGGCCGCCCCGAUGAGUACAACGGUGGAAUGGGUCCCAACCCGCCCUACUAGGCUGCUGAUGCGGAUGGUUGUGAGGCUGUGUGGAGGACUGGGACCUGGAACUCGUCUUGAGGACUUGUAUGUAUAAAGUAUGAGCAAAAGGAACCGGAUAGCGAGCAAGGUGUCGCGUAGGACAGGGAAGAUUUCUGUGGAUGAUGUUGAGAGGCUCUUUGUACAAACUUCCACCUGGACGUCACGUUAUGGUUUAUGUAUGCGGCGCGGUAGAUAUUUAGGGUGUUGUGUCGUUUCGACCGAUUGGAUAUACACU